This is a messenger RNA of Aspergillus fischeri NRRL 181, 294 nucleotides long. RefSeq lists its product as uncharacterized. The coding region runs from base 1 to 294 and encodes 97 amino acids. The record is from RefSeq and is a predicted model, not a curated record. NCBI's taxonomy places the organism in Eukaryota, Fungi, Ascomycota, Eurotiomycetes, Eurotiales, Aspergillaceae. The transcript is spliced from 3 exons.
AUGUCCUCCUUCGCCACGCCUUCCCCACACUCCCCACGGCCAUUCUUCAAGCGGCCCGCCUACCCCAGCUUCAAAGUAGGGAGGGUAGGAAAACUAUAUCUCCCAGCCAUGGCUGUCGUCGCAGCUGGAUUCGGCAUCGCCAAUUACCUCAAUGAUUUUCAAGCCCAACAAGCCCGCUACCAACUCCAAGAGGAAGAGCGGAUCCGACACAAUCAAAAGCUGAUGGACGCGUACGGGGACAAGGACAGUCUGCAUGAUGUCCAGCAUGCGUUGGAGGUUUAUGAGAUUCAGUAA